Messenger RNA from Tachyglossus aculeatus (Australian echidna), 1165 nucleotides. RefSeq names its product CD300 molecule like family member f (gene CD300LF). The coding region runs from base 18 to 923 and encodes 301 amino acids. The record is from RefSeq and is a predicted model, not a curated record. Gene Ontology annotation, molecular function: transmembrane signaling receptor activity. Lineage: Eukaryota; Metazoa; Chordata; Mammalia; Monotremata; Tachyglossidae. The transcript is spliced from 7 exons. Gene Ontology annotation, cellular component: plasma membrane.
UUCAUGGAAGAAGGACCAUGAAGCUCCAGAUGGCUCUGCUUCUUCUCUGGCUCCUGAGCUGUAUCCCUGAGAGGUCGGCCAAGGACCUGAGAGGCCCCGGAACAGUGACCGGCCUGGCUGGGAGAUCCCUGACUAUCCAGUGCCAGUACCAGGAGGGAUGGGAGUCGUCUGAAAAGUACUGGUGCAGAGGAGAAGUCUGGGAAUACUGCACCAUCAUCAUCAGCACCUCAAAGUCCGGGCAGGAGAGGAGGAGUGGCCGAGUGUCCAUCAGAGACAACCACCAGCGACGCGUGUUCACGGUGACCAUAAAUGGCCUCGGGAAAGAGGAUGCAGACAUAUAUUGGUGUGGGAUGAAGAGUGUGUGGCUGGACCCCAAGCAUCUAGUCAAUGUGACCAUUUCCCCAGGAACAAUGAUGACCACACACAUCACCCAGAUGACAUCGGGCACACAUGAUUCCCUGACUGGGUUUGAUCUCUCUAGGCUUGAAGUCCUGCUUCCCCUGGUGUUUGCGGUUCUCCUGGCUGUUUUGGCGGGGGUCUCCCUCCUGUCGUGGGGAAUGGUGUGGAGGCAGAGGAAGGCCACGGGAAGGUCUGCGACAACCCUGAAGUCACAGGGCCUGAAGCCCCCUGACAGUGCCCUGAGCCACACGGAUCUGCUGACCCACCUGGAAAAGCCUACCACCCUCACUGCAGACCCCCACGGGGACAAGGUGACUUCGGCUCUGCCUUCUCUGCUCCCCAGUGCCCAUGAGGAAAUGGAAUAUGUUACCAUGGCUUCAUUCAGGAGAAAGGAUGUUCCCUGUGCCCCAGGGUUCACCUCAGACCAGGCCCUGAUCUAUGGCAAUGUGGGGUCCCUUGCUCACUUUGCCCACCAUAGGCAUCCCACUGGGGAAACAGAGUACACCUUAGUAGGGAAGGGUUAGGCUGCCCAGGAGUGGUGGCCUUUCCCUCGUGCAGACGUGUCCCCUUGUCCCCACCCCCUGUGCCUUUCUGCCUCCUCCCCGCUGGCUUGGGGACAGAGGCUCCCGACAAUACAUUGGAAGCUCCCAGUUUGAGCCGUGCUCCCUCUCUCUGUCCCUGGGUCCCCAGCACCCACAGAAAGAGGCCCCAAGGCCAUGUUGCCUGGUGGAUAGGCUCAGGACCAGAGGGUGCAGGACCCAAGUUC